Wyeomyia smithii (pitcher-plant mosquito) is the source of this 1221-nucleotide messenger RNA. RefSeq lists its product as uncharacterized. Lineage: Eukaryota; Metazoa; Arthropoda; Insecta; Diptera; Culicidae. The transcript is spliced from 5 exons. Bases 195 to 704 code for a protein of 169 amino acids. The record is from RefSeq and is a predicted model, not a curated record.
CCAAAAAGCUGACAUCACUGGUUAAAAUGUUUAUUUACAAGUUUACGAUAUAUAUUCGUAUUCAAAUUUAAAGUGUUUUCCUUAAAAUAUACUUAUUCAAACAUUUUAGUGUACAUUCAAAGUCACGUAUUCCUUUUUAAGCCUCCACUUUUUUCGACUCAACAAUUAAAUAUUCAAAAAAAAAACAAACGAAAAUGGUCUGGUUACAGUCAUGUUGGUCACCGUGCAUAUGGACGAAUUCUGUCAAAACCGGAAGCUACGCUGUGGCGGCUUAUACGGUGGCUAUAAGCGUUGUACUCAUAACCAUGACUUCAUAUAUGCUUGCUGGUGGAGAUUCUUCGCAAUUGUACACGCCUCUUUUUGAAACGGACAUUCGCGAUUCCAUGCAAGUAGUCGGGGGGUUUUUCAUUGCCUAUUUCAUCCUGUUAAUAAUUUCAUCUUUCGGGAUUUGUUAUUCACUGAAAACAACCACCCGAGGCUGGAUGAUUCCAUGGUUAACCUUGUUCGGAGUAGGAAUUUUGUUCCAGCUUGUUUUUGGUCUAUGGUUGAUUGGAGGAUACUACAUUUAUCUACAACAAACACUUUCUAGCUUAAUUUUAUGGGUUUGGAUGGCAUACAACAUUUAUUGUUGGAUGUGUGUCUAUUCACAAUAUCAAAUAUUUGUUGAGAUGCAGUCUCCCAACAUAGAGCUUCUGAUGCCUUAAAUUCUACUCGGCAACAAAGGACGAAUGAAUUCCAGUAACAUUACAUUUUAUAAACUAACAUUUUUUAACAACUUUUUUAAAAUCCUUAUAUAGAUAUAUGUUUACUACAACAGCAUUUUAAUGUUGUACAAACUUUAGGGUAAUUUUGUCAAUUUAGACUCUACUGAUUAGAUUUAGGUGCUGAACCGUCCAUUAUAUAUGAUGUACCUGUUAUCUUACUCCGCGGUUGUUCAUCAUUGCUUCGUUUUUUUUCCGGAUGAAAUUUGUAUGUACUGAAGAUAAUUUACUGUUAACUGUACCGCGAUUUCUAUUUUGAAAAUGAAAGAUUGUAACUCAUAAAUAGAAUGCGCAAGAACAAUGUAAAUCGAAUAUUUAGAUCUGAUUACUUUGCAUUUAUCAAGAUUUUUGUUAGCAAUAACGUUCAGAUUAAUAGUACGAUUGGCAUUCUAGGGUGUUGAUUUUUUUGUAUUUAACCAAUAUGUUCAACCGUCUGAAGCUAAGUAUAUGGUCAAAGAUA